This is a messenger RNA of Microplitis mediator, 2180 nucleotides long. RefSeq names its product WD repeat-containing protein 43. Gene Ontology annotation, molecular function: protein binding. Bases 227 to 2083 code for a protein of 618 amino acids. The transcript is spliced from 4 exons. Lineage: Eukaryota; Metazoa; Arthropoda; Insecta; Hymenoptera; Braconidae. Gene Ontology annotation, cellular component: nucleolus. Gene Ontology annotation, biological process: maturation of SSU-rRNA from tricistronic rRNA transcript (SSU-rRNA, 5.8S rRNA, LSU-rRNA). The record is from RefSeq and is a predicted model, not a curated record.
GCUAGCAUUUGAAAUUAUUAGAAACAGAAAUAACCUGCGACCACGUUUUUCCGGCAUCAGUCCGGAGAUACAGUUUUUCAAAAAUAAUAGUCGACGUUUUACCUCAACAAAGUAUUUUUUAGACAACAGUGUAAUUGUUUUUCCAUGGGUAAUAUUUAAUUGAUUGAUCAUCAGCAAUAAUUAUAAAUAAUAAACAAAUAAAAAAUCGUGGCUGUGUAUCAAUAAGAUGGCGAGCACGGGUUGUUCAGCAUUUUCUCAUGACGGUCAAUUCUGGGCUCAUUGUGGCCGGGAUGGAAAAUUAAAAAUAUGGGAGACUUCAACAAAUCGAUUUAAGCGAGAGUUUAUUCCAGAUUUACAUUUGUCUUCUGGCUGUAGUGUCUUGCAAUGGAUAACUGUCGGUCAACAAUCAACAACGCCAUCGCCAUGGAAGAAGCGGAAAAGAAAAUCCGCGUCAAUUGUAGAGGACAUGGAGCAGAAACAAAUGAUUGCCAUGGGUACAGUUGAUGGGAAAGUUAUUAUUUACAAUCCGUCAUCGGCUUCGGCUGAUAAAGUCCUGGAGAAUGGACACUCGGCAGCGGUGACUGCUAUCACUUGGUCGUCGACUGGACUCUUUACGGCAGCGGAUGACCACCAGAUCGUCGAGUGGAAUAUCCAGGAGGGCGGAAUAAAGUGCAAGUGGAAAUCCGGAAAGAACAAAGUCACCGCGUUGGUUGCUUCUGCGGAUGGGAAAUAUAUUAUUUCUGCUGAUAGAUCAAUUAAAUGCUGGGAUCUAGAGAGCAAACAACUUGUUGGAACUUUCACUGGACAUGCUAAUCAAAUAGUAUUUUUAAAGUCUGUACAAAUUGAUGAUAAUAAUUAUGUUAUCAGUGGUGCUAAUGGUGAUUCUUAUCUUUGUAUCUGGUCACUUUCUGAGCAGGGAAAAAAAAAUAAAACAUCGAUAGCAACGUUGACGAUGCAAGACGACCCGGUAUCAGUAUCCGUAAAAUUAAAUGAAAAUUCGCAAAUAAUUAUUCUCGCGACAAAUAGAUCCGGACAAUGUCAUUUGUUCGUUUAUCAACCAAACGGCGUGUGCAUUAAACCACUAAAACCAACAGUUACCGUCAUAAUAACGACAGAAAGUAUCAGCAAAGAGACAGCGUCAAUACCAAUACAGUCUUCGCAUUUAACAGAAGACAAUAAAAUGCUCAUAGCGUUUGGCUCCUUGCUGACAUUGACUUUCGACCGCGUGGUGCCGGAUCUCACUGACAAAAUCCAGGUGUUGGUGCGCAAAGACAUCAAGUGGACGAAGGACAAAAAAGAAGAGGCAGUAACUAAAGUUAAGAAUGCCAUAACUGAUGGUGAUGUCGAGUAUCUGGCUCCCGGAGCUCCUAACUCAGUAGUUAAGCGCACGAAAGGUUCAUCUGGUGGUUCACAGUUACCUUUACAAGACAGACUAGAAAAUUUGAGUUUGAAUGUCGAAGCGUACGCGUCAGCGAGUGGCAAAACUCCGACGAAGGGAACCAACAAGACGCAAUUGCUAAUGCAAGGAUUGAGUAGUAAAGACAAAAAUAUAUUGACGACUGUGCUGUAUAUAAGAGACGAAAAUGUUAUAAAAAACACAAUUGUAAAUCUACCGGUCCAGGCUGUGAAGCCGCUGAUUGUUGAACUGAUGGGAAUGCUGCAGGGUAAAACUUUCCCAAGUAAAAUAGCAGUCAUGUGGAUUAAAAUUCUUAUAACAACUCAUGCUGCUCAUUUGCUCUCGUUGCCUGACAUCGACGAGUUACUGGGUCCUAUGCUCGGUUUUAUUGAAGAUAAACUGACGAUUUUGCCAGAGUUAUCCAGACUGAGAGGUCGCGUCGCUCUUGUCACUGGUCAAAUAUCACACUUGAAUGAUAAACAGUCUGAUGAUAUUACCAAUGAAUGUCUUCUCACUUAUCAAGACCCAGACUCGGACGCUGAAGAUGAGGAUGACAUUGAUAGAGUAGAGGCUGCCAGCGAGUCAGACGAAAAUUGGGACGAGAUUUCAGAUCAAGAUGACAUGCAAGAAGAUAUGGAAAACGGGAGAUCGGAUCUUGACGAUGAUGAUGCUUCGAUUUGCAGUUAAAUUUAUUAAAUAUUUUCUGUAUUUUUGUGGUAAUAUUUGAUAAGUUGUAUGUAAAAUAUGUAAGAGUAUUUUUACAUUAAAUUUAUUUUAUAAAUUA